Molecule: messenger RNA, 1398 nt
Organism: Argiope bruennichi
Lineage: Eukaryota; Metazoa; Arthropoda; Arachnida; Araneae; Araneidae
Product: skin secretory protein xP2-like
Exons: 2
Coding region: 149-1078 (309 amino acids)
Cellular component (GO): chitin-based extracellular matrix
Molecular function (GO): structural constituent of chitin-based larval cuticle
Source: RefSeq, a predicted model, not a curated record
UUUGAAAAAGUUGAACCGUCUCCCAUGCAAUCGAAAAGCGAAAUGACCGUGUCUUCCCUGUAUAUAAAGAUCUAAUGGUAUGAUUUUCUCUUUUGCACAUCUGCUCUGGUUGGAUUCUCUUUCUUCGGGAAUCUAAUCCGCUGUCAGGAUGAUACGUCUAAUCACCAUGCUCAGUAUUCUGUCCGUUGUCUUCUGUCAAUAUGCUCCACGUCACAGAGGUCCACCUCCAAGAGAAGAAGCGAUUCCUCUAGAAUAUGAAGAUGACCCUGGUGCUUACCAACCUGCCCCCAGGAAUAUCGGACCCCCACCAAGGAGCGUCGGUCCUCCUCCCAGAAACGCCGUGGUCCACAAACCCGCAUCUGUUCACUAUGUGAACAUUGGGACGGAACUCGCCGGAGACUACAAAUUCGGGUACGAUACUGGUAAAGGAAACGAUGGUCAGAGUUUCAGAGAAGAAACCAGAUUGCCUGAUGGUACUGUCAAGGGGGCAUAUGGUUACAUCGACGCUUCAGGUCAACAGAGAAUUGUAAAAUACACAGCUGGCAAGGACGGAUUCAAGGUUGAAGGCGACGGGGCAUCAGAAGCUGUUUCUAGAGCUGCUGCAUCAGGACCUGCACCUCAACCAGCCCCUAGGAGAUCUGAAGCACCACCUCCUCCUCCUCAGCCAGCUUACAGGCCACCACCGCAGCCAGCUUAUAAUCCACCACCUCAGCCAGCCUAUAGGCCUCCACCACCAGCCCCUGCACCUCAAGCCUACAGACCUCAGCCUGAACCAGCUUACAGGCCAGCACCUGCACCUCAGCAAGCAUACAGGCCACCACCUCAGCCUGCAAGACCUGCACCAGUGGAGUAUGCCCCACCACCUCAACCAGCUUACAGGGCGCCUGCUCCACAAAGACCCAGGGCAAGACCCCAAAGACCAGCACCACGCGAACAAUAUGCGCCAAGAGAUGCCGAGCCAGACUAUGACUACCCCGAUAACGAAAUCACGGAAAGAAGACUUGCACCUGUUGAUACAGCCCUUUUUAACUACAACAUAGGUACCGGAAAUGAGAAAAGUCAAUUCCUAUCCAAAUAGAUGUCAAAAAUUAGAGUAAAUGCGAUUGCUUAGUGAGAAACUGAGUCAAAACCCAAAGAGAAUGUUCACCAAAAGGUUUCCUUUUCGAUUUGGGAAGUAAAUGUUUCUCCCUUUUUCAUAGUCACGAUCGAAGCUAAGAACAAAUCUCUAAUGGCGCUUGAGAACUGUUGUAAAUAAUUUGUCAUUAAAGGCUGUCAUUCACUUUGGUUAUCAUCAGAACGGACAUCAAAAAUAAUAAAAUGAUUUCAAAAGCAUCAUUUUUGUAAUAGGAUUUGAAAAAAAAAAUAUUUUUCAAAUAAAUAUCCUUAUAAUAAUUUAAA